Molecule: messenger RNA, 1534 nt
Organism: Beta vulgaris subsp. vulgaris (sugar beet)
Lineage: Eukaryota; Viridiplantae; Streptophyta; Magnoliopsida; Caryophyllales; Amaranthaceae
Exons: 1
Coding region: 435-1247 (270 amino acids)
Source: RefSeq, a predicted model, not a curated record
CUUUUGUUUUGUUUUAAAUACAAUAUUAGACUUUUGAUGAAAAUUAAAAUAAUUAAAUGUUGAAAAAAAAGCAAUAUUGAUCAAGAGAACUACUCUUGUGAUCUCCAAAAAUAUCUAGACUAGAGUUGUUCAAUAUUUCAAUUACAAAAAAAAGUUCCCUCCUCACCACCAAAAUCUCCACAAUUAUUUUUCUUUCUCCUUUAUAUUUCCUUACUCACCAAGGCAAAACCAAAACACAUACCUCCAAAGUAAAAAUAAAAAACUAAAAAAAAGCAAAGAAACCCUACCCAUUUCAUCAUCCCCUUUGUCCUUAGCCUCCCUCUAUCUAUCUUUCUCCAUUCCAUCAAAUUUCCUCCUUUUACUACACUUCUCCCCUUCAUUCUCUACACCACCUUUUUUAAAAAAAAAAAAAAAAUUAAAAAUCCGCCAUUAAAAUGAAGCUCAACAAAAGCAAAAACAAAGGCAAAGUUCAUCCUUCUCCUACUUGUUGUUCAAGCAAUGAUAAUGACCCAAUCUCAUCUUUAAACCACCUUCUUCCUACAGCAAUUCUUACUCUAAUCUCCAUUCUCUCUCUUCAAGACCGUGAAGCUCUUGCUUAUAUGAUAACUCACUCUUUAAAAUCUUCCAAUAAUCUUAACUACCCAAAGAAAAAAUCCAACAAAAGAAAUUAUAAUAAUAAUUACAUCCCAUCAAACUCUUCUUCUCAUACAUCUCCUAGCUUUGAUUGUUGUUGUUUUGAUUGUUUCUCUCAUUUUUGGAAUUUAUGGGAUUCUUCACCUCAUAGUGAGCUUAUUCAUCAAGCCAUUGAAGCUUUUGAAGAACAUCUUUCUUCAACCGAAAUCAAAAAGAAAAACAACAAAAACAACAAAAGUAGUCAUAAUAGUAGUAGUAAGAGGAGAGAGAAUAAUAAUCAUAACAAUAAUAAGAUGGUGUGUUCUACUGCUGCUGCUGACGUGGAGGAGAGAGAUUCACUAAGUGGGUCCACUUUGGUGCCGGUGCAGGAGGUUGUGGGUGAUGAUGUGGAGGUUGUGAGUGUGGUUUUGGAUGACGUGGAGGAGAGAGAAAAUGAGGUGGAGGAAGAGUGUUCUCCGGUAGCCGGUGAUGGUGAAGAGGAGGAGAGAGAAAGUGGGACCCAGAAGAAGAUGUUGCAGCAACAACAGCAUAAAGGGUUGGCGAGGAAGGUACUUCCGGAUUUCAUUGGAUUGUUUCAUUCUCGUUUAUGGAACCUUUGGGGUCCGAAUGUGUGAAAAUGAAAGUUAAAAAAUUUUUAAAAAAAUUUGAAGAAGAUGAUGAGUCAGAUUAUUCCCUCUUAUCAUUUCUUUUUGUUUUCAUUAAAUUUCUUAAUCUUAAAGAAGGUCUUUUUUUUUAUGGGGGGGGGGGAAUAUAGAUGAUGUUAUUAGGAAAGGAAUUUAUGUGUUGUUGUUAAUGGGUUUAUAUUAUACAGUGUUGUUAAUGUUGGUAGUUGCAAUACUCGGAUGUAUUAUGUAUACUUCAGAUGCAUUUGAAUAGUGAAGUUUUGUCAUUUUUGUUGGUA